CCUUUUAGACUUGCAGAGACGUGUUGAAAACCUCCCUAUUCCUUUUUUCUUCAGGUUUCGUAAUCCAGUGGCGAUUGCUGCAAAACGAGCAGAGGAAAAUGACAGGUUCUGGAGAAAAAUUAACCAUCGUUCUGUUUGGAAAGAAAGGAGCUCCAAAGAGUUCAAUAGGAAAUCUAAUCCUACAGAAAACCGAUAGAGAUGGUUUUACCCAUGAUACGGAACUAUGUGAGCGGAGAGAGAAUCAAUUAUAUGCUGCAAUCAACACCCCAGACAUGUUUGGAGAAGGCAAUAAUUCAGACCAGCAAAUUAUCGACUGUAUGGCACUUUCAUACCCCGGCCUUCAUAUAUCCCUGCUUGUGAUUCAAGAUAGGCAUGAUACACCAGAGGAGGUUAAACAGCAAGUUGUUCACCUACAAGAUACCUUUGGAGAAAAUAUUACAGCAAACAUGAUAGUUAUGUUACCAUGCAGGGAUGAGAUCUUUGCACUGGAACGUAAUAUCAAUCAAAACAUAAAAUAUCCCUGGAAGUCUUGAACAAUUAUAAUGAUCUGCACAAAAAGUUACCAAUGGACCGUAAGUUCUUCAAGUACACAUACGAAAACUACAGUGAAGGUGUUGUACUAAAAGAAAGGAAACACUGUCGGAAAAGAGAAAGCCCCAAAGGAUGCCUAUUGACUAUGAUGGUCAUCCUGGAAAAGAGUUCAGAGGAACAAGAUUCAGAGACCAAUCAAAACCACAAGAUGAGAGGUCUAUUGACUAUGAUGGUCAUCCUGGAAAAGAGUUCAGAGGAACAAGAUUCAGGGACCAAUCAAAACCACAAGAUGAGAUGUCUAUUGACUAUGAUGGUCAUCAUGGAAAAGAGUUCAGAGGAACAAGAUUCAGGGACCAAUCAAAACCACAAGAUGAGAUGUCUAUUGACUAUGAUGGUCAUCAUGGAAAAGAGUUCAGAGGAACAAGAUUCGGGGACCAAUCAAAACCACAAGAUGAGAUGUCUAUUGACUAUGAUGGUCAUCCUGGAAAAGAGUUCAGAGGAACAAGAUUCGGGGACCAAUCAAAACCACAAGAUGAGAUGUUCAGUGAUCCUGGCAGAUCUCACGAUGGGCCGGCAAGCAGAUCUGGAAACUCAAAGACUGGUAAAAGAAACUAUGAAAGCGAUCCCAGCAACAUUUUGAACAUUGUGCUACUGGGACAGACAGGAACUGGAAAGAGCAGAAGUGGAAACACAAUCCUGAGGAAAAACAUUUUCCCAUCAAGUGCAAGCUCUGUAACAGUUACAAAAGAGUGUCAUGUAGAAAAUAUGAAGAUGGGAGGGACAGAGGUUAGGGUCAUUGAUACCCCAGAUUUCUUUGAUGAUUGUCUUAAACAACCAAGCAAACACAUUGCGGAUUGCAUAAAGUGGUGUCAGACAGGGUUGAGUGUGUACUUACUGGUGAUUCAGAUUGGCCGAUUCACAGAUGGUGAACGAGGGAUCUUGAAACAAUUGAAAGGUAUCUUCUCUGACAUGGAACGAUUUAAAGAGAGAACAUGUGUCCUCUUUACUAAUGGAGAGGACCUCAAACAUAUGAGCCUUGACACGUUCAUCAAUCAGGCUGACACUCACCUGAAAGAAAUAGUAAGUUGCUGUGGGAACAAACAUGUGUUCAAAAACACAAAGACAGACUACCAGCAGGUGAUUGAGCUGAUGGAGAAAAUAUACAAGUUACUGGGCAAUGAUCAAAUGUCUCGUGACUUUGAGGACUGGAAAACAAAACAUACAGAUGACAAGUGUACAGUGAGUUAACUUAGAUCCCAGGGACAAAACUGAAUUAAUGUCACCAAAUGAUUGUUUAAGUCACAUCAUUGUAACAUCAGAAGAAUCUAAGACCGUGAUGCAAAACAAUUGAUCUAAAAUGUUCUAAACUGAGAAUGAAUAUACAGGUGUAGGAUCUUAAUUUGACCACCCUUUUGCAGGAGAUCUUUCGUGUAAUGCAGGAACAUUUAAAAUGUGUAAUAUAUUUGAGGUUUUAAAAGUUUGUCAUUUCCACUUUUACAUUUCAGACUUGGUUUUCCCUUACGAAAAUGUAUCAACCCCUUCAACCAUGUCCAUUAAUUAUAAUCCACAUGAUAAUUUACAUUUCCUAUUGCUGCUGCGGCAAACACGCUCAAAUUAAGAUCCUACAUCUGUAUACUGUAUUUCAGCUGAAUGGCAUGAACUGUUUUAUUUCACUUUCCAGUUAUUAAGUAUGAGUGACUGCAUCUGUAGUGUAAUUUAAGAUUUCCUUUUGUUAACUUCUGUCAGUUAUGUAGAUUUAUGGAGACUUAUUUGACCCAAAAUGGUUAGAACAUUUUUGUGACUUGAUUCACUGUUGUUUUAAGAAUCUGUCAGAUCACAAACAACUUUGUUUUUAAAUUGAGCAACUUUGAGAUUCUGUGCAUAAUGAAAAGUGCCAUAUAAAAUGAAUCAAUUAUUAUUACUAUUAUUAUUAUAAUGUGGCUUAUUUCCUAAUGAUGAACCACAGGAAUGUAACUGCAUACAUUCAAACAAUAACUUACCUUCUGUGGAGUGAAUCAGAAAAAUAUGUUGUGUUUUCUAAUGACAAUGACUUUUCUUUUUGACUUACAUUAUGCUGUGUUGUUAGUCACACAGGAGUCAUCUUGAUUUGUUACAUAAGGAAAUUAAAUGUUGGACUUAACUGUAAAAAAAAAAAAA
Molecule: messenger RNA, 2688 nt
Organism: Oncorhynchus keta (chum salmon)
Lineage: Eukaryota; Metazoa; Chordata; Actinopteri; Salmoniformes; Salmonidae
Exons: 9
Coding region: 566-1171 (201 amino acids)
Source: RefSeq, a predicted model, not a curated record